AUUUUUGCGACUGAGACGAUUGGAGAAGUCAGAAACUCAGAACUCAAAGUUGUAGAUUUUUUAAUAAAUAAUAUACGCUAUUCUUAACUUUUCCUAAUACAUGAGUGAAAUUGUUUACACUGUAAUGAAAUCUUAUUUAUCAGCUGCAUAUUAAUUUUAUUUUGUGCAGCAAUAAAAAAAUGGCUCAUUUGCAAUACAUGCCUGGUGAUCCUCGUUUGGUUGAUCAAUUAGUUUACGAAUUAAAAUCAAAAGGAAUUUUCGAUCAGUUUCGUAAAGACUGCAUUGCGGAUGUUGAUACCCGGCCAGCUUAUCAGAAUCUUAGGCAGCGAGUAGAAAACUCUGUGUCAACGUUUCUUGCGAGACAGUGCUGGCAACCUGAUUUAAAUAAAAAUCAACUGAGAGAAAAACUGAGGAAACAUAUAUUAGAUGGCAAUUACUUGGAGCAAGGCGUAGAAAGGAUUGUUGAUCAAGUGGUUAAUCCAAAAGUAGCAACUGUAUUUGUGCCCAAAGUAGAAGACCUUGUGUACAACUAUUUAGGCAUUACAAGAAAAAAAACAACAGUUGCAGAGACUUCUAAUGGAAACAUUGAUUUGCUGCCAAAUGACCUAGAAGCAGUGAGUCCCGGAUCAGUUAAAAGCAAUGAUGACAAAAAUGAGACAAUGGAUAUUGAUGAGUCUAUGGAAGCCACAAAGAUGGAAGUUGAUGAUCAAACUGAUAAAGACAAACUUAAAGAAGAGAAUAAUAUAUCAGCUGAAAAUAAUGAGAAAGAAAAAUCUGAAGAAACAGAGACAGCUGGUGCUAAUGAUGUUGUAUUGCAUGAGUCUGAUGGUAGUGACGAUAAAGAAAGCAUACCACUUCCAGCUGAAGAGAUUAGACCAGAAGAUAUUCCCCCACCAGAAAAUAGUCCGCCUAAAGUAGAAUUGGAAAAAAUAGAAUUGCCCAAAGAUCCUGAUGUAGCCACUGACAUACCCUUGCCGGAUGAAAUUCUUAAAGAAGAAAAUGAGAAUUUCUUCAAACCAAUAAAUACUGAAGAUGAUGACGAUUCCAGUUCUGAUUCAUCUUUACGCAGAAAUAUGUCGCCGUUGACACCAAUAAGAAAUUACAACAAUGAAAAUUCUUGUGAUGCUCAACAAGGCUUUGAAAACGAUUUCGUAGAAACGAAAGAGGAAGAAAUAAAAGAACCAAGUUCGUUCAGAUUUGCAAUUGAAGCCAAAUCGACAGAAAAUAGUUUGGAUACUAUUAAAACAGAUAAAAAGGAAGCAGAAUUAUCCUAUCAAUUUAAUCAAGUAAAUAUCAAUAAUUUUAAUUCACCCGCCUGCGAGGAUAGUUCCAACAGCAAUAACUUACAAAUUGAUUACGAAAGUGACGCAAAUAGUAAAAUUAAUAAUGAGACGAAAGUUGAACCCGAUCAAAACUCUGAAGAUGCCAAGAAAUCAAAGAAACCUGAAGAAAAGAAAAGUAGUCAUAAAAGUUCUCAUCGUUCUAGAGAUUCGCAUAAACAUUCUAGCAGUAAAGAUAAAAAAUCCGAAUCUAAACCGACAAGUAGUAGAGACAGCAGUCGACACGAUAAGAAGUCGUCCAGUAAAGAUGAUAGUAGUAAAAAUAAAUCAACUGAUAAAGAAAGGUCCAGAGAUAGAAGUGACAAGAAAGAUAGUAAAGAUUCUUCAAGGCAUAGAAGUUCUCACAAAUCCAGUCAUAAGGAUUCCAAAUCGCACAGAAGCUCCAGUUCUAGUCACAGGUCACAUUCAAGUAAACAUUCUGAUGACAAGAAGUCUUCGUCAUCCAGCCACAAAGAAAAAGACAAGAGUUCAGAUAAAUCUUCCUCUAAAGAGGUUUCUAAAGAGAAAUCCAAAGAUUCAAAAUCCAGUUCGCAUCGUUCAGACAAAGAAAGAAAAGGUAGUAGUAGUAGCACUAAGAAUAAAUCGAGUGAUAAAGACAAAGAAAAAAAGACUAAAAAGGACGCAGAUGAUCAUUAUAGUCUAUCGGGAAGGGGAAAUCCAAACAGGCGGUCAACUGAUAGAGAUUCUAAUGAUGGCAGCUCUUCAUCCAAAGGGUCGCAUCGUCCGUCAAGUUCAAAAUCGUCGGAAAGCAAAAAAGAUUCCAAAGAAAGCACAUCAAAGUCUGAAAAUACAUCAGGCAGCGGAUCGACGAGCCCUAGUGAUAAAGAGAAUGUCGUACAUGAUGCGGGAACUAAAGCGAGCACAUUGCAAAAUAAACCUAUCAUCAGAGUUGAAACUCAUUUAGAAACUCCAGUUUCGUCACCGCCACGUUUACCUUUCGUUCCUGAUAUAACUUUGAAAAAACCAAAAAUCGCCGCAAAUUUCGAAGAGGCUAAGAAAAUAAUGAAGAUGCGAAAGUUUCUAGAAGAUGAGCAAAGACGAAUGAAUCAAGAAGCGGCGUUGCUGUUAGAAUUUCAAGCAAAUGUGAGGCCGAGUUUAAGCCAGGUUUACUCAAGUAUACCCGGACCUGAAUUGGAGUUUGCAUGCGAUUCAAAUGCUACAAGAACGCAGUAUAUUAUAAAAAGCAAUGAAAAUGCAAUGGAAGCAUCAAUUGACAAACAAGAACAACCUACAUACACAAAUGCGGAAUUAUAUGAUGAGUUAAAUGAAGGAAAUCAAAGUAAUGAUGUUAAUAAUUCAAAUGAACUAGUCUGUAAUGAAGAUAAUGCUAAAAGAAUAAAUGAGUCUGUAAAAUGCGAUGCCGAUAAUGAGCAUGCUUUGGAAACAGAAAAUAAAGAUUUUAAAAUUGAAGCAACAGCUGAUAAUACUUAUUGUGACUGUGUAAACAUUCAAGAAAAUAACCAGCAAUUUGCAGUUCUGGACGUAUCCGGCAAGAAAAUUAAAGGAAAUACAGGAAACCUUAAAAUAUCAGAAAUUAAUUAUAAAUUAUCUCGAACGGAAAAACAAAGUGGGAGUACAGUUAAAAAUGUUAAAUCUAAAGAAGAGGAUGACACAAAUACCAAUCUAUUUUACUUUGCAGAGCACGAGAAAUAUGAAUCUGAAAUAGAAAAAUCCACAUUCAGUACAUUUCUUAAAUCAUACUUGCAGAAAGCUGCAACAAAUAAUAAAAUAUAUUUAAUAAACUGUGAUACAUAUGAAGAGAACGUCAUUCGAGAGGCUUCGAAAACGUUCGGUGAGUUUGAAAUAAUAAAUUACCAGAGAAAUGGACAUUUGAAGUUACCCAAAACGAAAUCAAUAGUGAAAAAUGUUAAUAUUUCUGAUGAAGUGUCACUACCUCUCGAUAUAGAAUUUGAACGAUCAAAUGAUACAGACAGCAUGAAAUCACAAGUUUUCAGUCCAGGAAAAUCUGAUUGUUCUUUCGAAUUGAGUGACUAUGACACAAAAUUAGAACAAAUGGUCCAUACAACAUCUAGAAAAGAAAUAAUGGAGAUUAUACUGGGAGAUAUCGUCGACGAUUCAUUAACAAAAAUGCCAAAAAUCGAUUACAUCACUGAAUCUAACAUUGACAGUGCAAUGGACUGCAAUUUGAAGAGGAAAUUGGAAGAUGUUGAAACAACGGAGAAUAAUAAUAGGAGGGUCUUAACACCGAAUAAAAUAAGGAAAAUGAGCACAUCAGAUCUUAUCACAUCUACUACAGAAGAUAACGAAGAAACAGAACACAAUAGUAGAUCGAAUACUCGAUCAAAGUAUUUGGGGAGGGCGAAGAGAGUUGGCUUGCCUCGGCCCAGAAGACCAGAAUUACCCAAUAGUCCGUCAAGUGACAAGUCUGUAGAAAAUUACGAACAAAACUCGCAAACCGCACCAAAAACUCCAAACGGUAAAGUGAAAACGCCAAGGAACGUAGUGCAGAGGUAUGAGACCUCAGAUUUAUAUAAACCGAAGUUACAUUAUCUGUCGAGACGCAAUGUCAGUUAGAUUUAUUAUCUGUUGUGUUUUGGCGGUAAAAGUGACACGGGUCGUGCAUGUGUGCAAAUUUUAAAGAAAUUUUUAAGCAUAUACCUACAUGUCGUGUGAUUUAGUAUUAAAAAAAUUGUGAAGAAAAUUAAGGUAUUGUUUUGGUUUGGUUGGAAUUGAAUUUCAUAAAAUGUAUCUAUCAUAUUUUACAAUGCAAUAAUUGUUUUGAUGUAAUUUAAAUAAAAAAAUACUUUUUGUAUUUUCUCUGUUCUGUAUCUGUACUUUGAAAUGGUGUAAUUUUUGUCUUUCUGUAAGAUAUUAUGUUUAAGAUAAUGUUAUUUAGUGUAUGUUAAAUUAAAUAUUAUACAAGAUAUAGAAUUUUAAAUAUUUAUUAUUUGAUAUACUAAAUUGCAGUGUUCAAUCCAAUUUGUAAAUGAGUAGAAGGGUCCGAAGGGCUGCUUUUUUUUUAAAUAUUUUUCAUAAUUUUUUAUAGAUGUUAAAAAAAUAUCUUGUAUAACACCAAUAUUUUAACAGAUUAUAAACACUAUAUUAUGCAGUAGUGUGCUAAGAAAUUCAUUAUAUUUAUGACAUUUUAAUACUAGGCAGGUAGGUUAUGUUAAAUUAUUAUUUUGAUUUCAGUAAAUGAUAAGUAUAUUAUGAUUGAAAAUGUAUAAAACAGGCAAUAAAAUUAGCUAUCAAAAUUCAAUGUAGUGUCAAUAUCGUAUUAACCGUUCCUAAUUCGAAGUUAUUUCAAUGUUUUUGUAUUGACAUUUUUUCUUCAUUUAGAUGCAUCAAAAUUAAUCAAUUUAUUUUAAAAGUAAUUAUUUAUACAAAACGUUACUUAACACUGCCACUCGGAAGAAAAUAUAGUUAUUACUAGUAGUUAUAUUAUAAUCUUGACAUGUCAUUUAGAACAUUUUCGCGAAUCACAUAUAAAGCAAUAUCUACACUAUUAUAUUUCAUAGUCAUAAAAUGGAAAGUGUAUGUCGUUACAAUAGUAUAUAUACAGACGGCACGACACUGGACCUAUAUACACGCGCCUUCUGUUCAAAAUUACGAUAGUACGCUUUAUUACUUUACUAACGUGUGUGGAAAUUUUCCGUGUCGUAGUGAGACAAUGCUCCAAAUAGAUAUAGUUGAAAAAAACAGAAAAUAUCGUUACAAUUAUUGCCUUAUAAAUACCAUAAUAUUCAUCAAAGUUCCUGUUAUAUUUUCACACCAAUUUUGAUAUAUAGUACAUGUCCUAAAAAUCGACUUGUCGUGUCUUCACAUAACUGUCUGAUUUUUUUUUUUUUCUGAAACCCUAAUAACAAGGAUAUUUAUAAAUUGGUAGGGGUCAUAUAUCGACUGUUGAAAGACCAUAGCCUAUCUGACUUAGAUUAUAUAUGUAUGCUAUACAUUAAUAAUUCUAAUGCUUAUUUGAGUAUCAUCCCUUUCUUUUGCUCUAAAACCCCCUAAAAGCGAGGUUUGUUUAGUGGCAUUAUAUAUUGAUUUAAAUUCUACCAAAAGAGAAUAACCAUUAGAUCUCUUUUAUAUGCACAUUUUUUUGUAACAGUACAAGAAAAUAUAUAUACAUAAUGUUGAUUCAAAUGUUGCCACAUUGUAAUUUAUUCUAUAUUGUUUUUUUUUUUCUAAAAAUAUUGUACAAAUAUUCUAAUGAAAAUGUAAAAGUGUAAACAUAGAUCCAUUACCAGUAAGAUGCUUUGUAUAUUAUGUGAUAAUAUAAAACUGUUAUGCCCUUCUAAAAUUUAAUUAAACCUAAUUCUUUAA
Molecule: messenger RNA, 5624 nt
Organism: Zerene cesonia (dogface butterfly)
Lineage: Eukaryota; Metazoa; Arthropoda; Insecta; Lepidoptera; Pieridae
Product: biorientation of chromosomes in cell division protein 1-like 1
Exons: 5
Coding region: 180-3875 (1231 amino acids)
Source: RefSeq, a predicted model, not a curated record